Molecule: messenger RNA, 726 nt
Organism: Geodia barretti
Lineage: Eukaryota; Metazoa; Porifera; Demospongiae; Tetractinellida; Geodiidae
Source: the annotation of a GenBank genome assembly
AUGCUUAAAGGUGUAAUCCUCGCAGGUGGACACGGCAUCCGUUUGCAUCCACUCACUAAAGUUACCAGUAAGCACCUCCUGCCUGUAGGUAACGAGCCGAUGGUGUUUCACAGCGUCAAGCAGCUCACGACAGCAGGAAUCACCGAUAUUCUUAUCGUGACGAAUCCUCAAUACGUCGGAGACUUCGCGAACGUCUUGGGGGGCGGAAAAGAUUUUGGAUGUGAAUUUACCUACCGGGUGCAGGAGGAAGCCAAAGGUAUCGCGCAUGCGCUUGCCCUUGCAGAAGGAUUCGCCAGCGGUGGCAGAAUCGUCGUUUUGUUAGGGGACAACAUUUUUGAAACCUCUAUUCAGCAAGCCGUUAACGACUUCCAAGCACAACAGCAAGGGGCUCGAGUCCUACUCAAACAGGUAUCGGAUCCAGAACGUUACGGCGUAGCGACGCUGAACGGGAGUUAUAUCGUUGCGAUAGAAGAGAAACCGAAGCACCCGAAAAGUGAUUACGCGGUGGUAGGUGUCUAUUUCUAUGAUGCGUCCGUGUUCGACAUCAUCCGCACAGUUGAACCGUCAGCACGCGGGGAAUACGAAAUAACCGCUGUUAACAACGCCUAUAUUCAGCGCGGGGAACUUGAAUACGGUCUUGUACAAGGAAAAUGGGUUGAUGCCGGAACUUUUGACUCACUCACCGAAGCGCAUCAGAUUCUGUUGAAUUCCUCGGACUGGCAGUAA